UGGACGGAGUAGAUUUGUUCGGACAUAUCUGCGGACCACGCAAAGCCCCGGCGGGUCACGGGCAAUACGCUUCCCUCCCAAAUUUUUGCUUUUUCUCGAAUCUCCCCUUCCUCCACUCGGUGAGAGUUGCGGGAGGACAAAGAUCUGAUUUACGAAGGUAGGCAGGGCCCAACGUCCAAUACGAAAACAUGUAAAGUUGAACGUACUGUUCCUAACCGUCAAUUUGCAGGCCAAAUAUUCAAAGGUAAAAAGGAGGCGUAGCUGAGAAAUGGCAACUAGUUUGAAUUUGGAGGUUCCACUUGGAGACGCCAUUUCUAGAAUCCAUUUUGCACCGCGUUCCAACAACCUCCUCUUCUCCUCUUGGGAUUCCAUCCUUCGAUUAUACGACGUGGACAGCUCCGUACUUAGGUUUGAAGCUCCCUCGGAGGCGGCACUUCUAAACUGUUGCUUCGAGGAUGAAUCUUCUGCCUUUAGUGUUGGCUCCGAUUGCUGCAUUAGAAGGUAUGACUUAUGUUCAGGAAUACAGAAUGUAGUUGGAAAGCACGAUGAUUUGGCAACAUGCAUUGAAUAUUCUCAGGAAACUGCGCAAGUAAUUACUGCAGGCCUGGACAAGAAAAUAAUGUUUUGGGAUAUGCAGAUGGCAAAUUGCAAUGUUGGAUAUUCAAAAACGGUAGAUGCAGAAGUGGAGUCUAUAUCAUUAUCUGGAUUGCAUCUACUAGUUGCCACUGGAACAACUGUAAACAUGUAUGACUUGCGAAACCUAAACGGACCAGUACAAAUGAAAGAGUCUAUUGAUUAUCGAAUAACACGUAUCUGUUCAUUUCCUAACUACCAAGGAUAUGCGAUUGGUUCAAUAGAAGGACGUGUUGCGUUAAAGUUUUUCGAUAGUUCUGCUGAAUGUGAAAUGGGAUAUGUCUUUCGCUGUUGCCCAAAAGCAAAGGAUGGGAAAUAUCAUCUGGUUGCGAUUAAUGACUUGGCAUUCCAUCCACGCUAUGGUACCUUUGUCACUGGAGAUAAUGAAGGAUACACUAUUAUUUGGGAUGGUCAAAGUAGAAAACGAUUGUUAGAGCUCCCAAGGCAUCCUAGCAGUGUGGCAUCCUUAUCAUUUAAUGGCACUGGUCAGCUAUUGGCUGUUGCAUCGAGCUAUACAUACCAAGAAGAAAAUGAAAUAGAAGAGAAUCAAAUAUUUUUACAUAAAAUGGAUGAGGACUCUGUAAAGCCAUUUCCUGUUUGGCAUUCCCGAUAGUUGCCGCCAUAGCAUGACAGGUGCGGGUGAAGGUGGAAGGAUGGUAGGGAAGCAAAGCAAAUUUUGGACUACAGCUAAUCCAUGAUAUAGCGCCCACAGGAUGAGUAGUCAGGAUCAGGAUCCCUGUCUUUGAAAGUUGCCAAUCACAAGCACUUUCAUCUCUCGUCAUAUUUUGAAGAGGUCCGUUUAUCUGUGUAUCCCAUACAAAUAUUAUGUUUUCUUUCUCAUUUUCAGUUUUACCACCAACUCAAGUGGGCCACACCACAGGGAACAGUGGGAUAGGACACACACCAUUGAAAUCUUUUUGGGACCCAUCCAAGUCUUGAAACUUGGUCAGUUCUGGGAUAGGACACACACCAUUAAAAUCUUCUAGAAUGUAAAAUUCCACGACCAAUAUUAUUAUGACCUUUUCCAUUUGAACGUGUACAGAGUGUAGUGUAUUUCUUUUCUUCAA
Messenger RNA from Magnolia sinica, 1700 nucleotides. RefSeq names its product mitotic checkpoint protein BUB3.3. Bases 269 to 1246 code for a protein of 325 amino acids. Lineage: Eukaryota; Viridiplantae; Streptophyta; Magnoliopsida; Magnoliales; Magnoliaceae. The record is from RefSeq and is a predicted model, not a curated record. Gene Ontology annotation, cellular component: bub1-bub3 complex; kinetochore; mitotic checkpoint complex. Gene Ontology annotation, biological process: mitotic spindle assembly checkpoint signaling. Gene Ontology annotation, molecular function: ubiquitin binding. The transcript has 11 exons.